Molecule: messenger RNA, 17313 nt
Organism: Pseudonaja textilis
Lineage: Eukaryota; Metazoa; Chordata; Lepidosauria; Squamata; Elapidae
Source: RefSeq, a predicted model, not a curated record
CAGAUCUAGGAUAACAGAGCGCGCCGAAAAGUUUCCAUCUUCCAGUUUGACCACUGAAAUGAAUGUACAGUGAUUACUUGUCCAUAAAAGCAUGGAACCUCUUAAAACUUCAUUGGUAUCUGAAGAACAAACUUCUACAGAGAUUGAUGAUCGACAUUAUUCAUUGCAAGCUAAGCAAGAAGACAUUCAAAAAAGAACUUUCACAAGCUGGGUGAACUCACAACUAGAAAAGCAUCCAUCACCUUCUCUUAUCUUGGACUUGUAUUCAGACAUUGGGAAGGGACAUGUGCUUUUGGAUCUACUGGAGGUCCUUUCCGGACAACAAUUGUCACGUGAAAAGGGAUCGAACACUUUCCAACGCAGAAGCAACAUUGAAAAUGCCUUAACCUUCCUGAAGAAUAGAUCACUGAAACUUAUAAACAUCCAUGUUGCUGAUAUCAUAGAAGGAAAACCAUCCAUCGUGCUUGGUCUCAUAUGGAUCAUUAUAUUGCAUUUUCAUAUUGAAGAAUUAGCCAAGGCUCUUUCUUGUGGAUACAGCCAUUCAUCUCUGGACAGUCCAAGCACUGGGGAUUUAUCACCAGCAAUGAGCCCAACAGCUAGAACUAAUGUCAAAGCAAAGGAACGAUGGAAGAUAUCAGCGAAGAAGGCUGUCCUGCUAUGGGCUAAGGAACAGUGUGACAAGCAUGGGUCUAUCAACGUUGCGGAUUUCAAAUCCAGUUGGAGGAAUGGAUUGGCUUUCUUAGCCAUCAUUCAUGCAUUAAGGCCAGGCUUGGUUGAUGUGGAGAAAGCAAAAGAGAGAUCAAACAAGGAGAAUCUGAGAGAGGCGUUUCAAGUAGCAGAGAAGGAACUCGGGAUACCCCGGCUGCUUGAACCUGAAGAUGUUGAUGUCAUCAGUCCAGAUGAAAAAUCCAUCAUGACUUAUGUGGCUCAGUUUCUCCAGUAUUUUAAAAGUUUACCUGUGGCUGAAGAUAGAAUGCAGGAAAAAAUCAAAGAGACUUUGAGCUGGCUCAAUGCACAGGAAUGCAAGUUAACAAAGUUGCUGACUGAGCUAGAGAAUGCAUCCUUCUACAGGAAGUUUGAAGCAAUGCUAUCAUUUACAGAAGCAUUUAAUGAAGAAAAAAAACGCUUCCUUCCCAUCCUGGAAUCUAAAAGAAAAGGGUCAGACCUGAAUGAAGAUUACUUGGAGAUGAAGGAGGCAUGGGAUAACCUAUCGCAUCAGAUGAAUGAAUGGAAAGCAAAGCUGGACAAUAUGUUACCUCCACCUCUGGAUGCCAUUGAGGCUUGGCUGAAAGAAACAGAGCAGCAUCUGGUACACAACCUACCCAUUUCUCAAGAUCAUUUGAAAGCAACAGCUGCCCUUGAAGAAAAAUUAAGAGCUGUACAGAAUUUGAUGGAAAGUUUUCAACAACAUUUGGAAACCCUCCAGUCCUUUGACAAUAGAGAUAAUGCUGGAAUGCUGGUAGUUCCACCUCAGAAGCUGGAAGAAAUGAGAAAAAGGUUCAGCAAAGUUCAACUUGAAAAUUUCAGCAUUAUUGUGGAAUACUACUGCUCAUCCAGCUCAGCUGUCUUCAACGAACUGACAUCUAAACUGAACAUCUGGCACAUCAAGUUUGGAACCAAGGAAACUGUGGAGUUAUUGCAAUUAGAUUGGCAUAAUUUUAUUGAAGAAAAAGGUUUUCCUGGUCAACUAGACACUGCAUUACAAGUAUGCGAAGCACAGAAAAAUAAAAUGAUAAAGGCUCCUAAUUUGGAAAUUGAUCCUGAAGAAAUAGCCAAAUUGUUUAAGAUGACAGAAGUUCAGGUUGCCAAGUGCAGAGAGUACAUUAAUAAUGUGAAUGAUACCUUGAAAAAAGUUUUAUCGUCUUGGGCUAUCUAUAUGGAGAACAUCCAGUUGCUAAAACCUUGGCUGGAAGAGACUCGAAAAGACCAUCUUAAGAAGAUCUCCCCAGAAACUUUGGCAGCCUGGAAUUCACGGCAUGGUUCCUUGAACGAAGCUGGAAACUUUUUGAUUGAAUCCAGCAAUGCAGAAGUGGGAUCAUCUGUUUCCGGAGAAUUGAAAAAAUUGAACAGAAAAUGGGCUAAGCUUAUAAAGAAGACAAAGUUUGAAAUGAAAUUGUUGAGGAUGCAAGAGGAAGAAACAAUGUUAAUAACAGAUAAUAAUGGAACUGUUGAGACUUCUAGGAAAUCCAAUCCAGACAUGUUUAGUAAUCCAGUGGAACCCUCAAAGGAGCUUCCUAAAAUGUGCUUUGAAAAGGCAGAGAUUGUUCCUAUUAGCCUUCAGACAGAUCCAUGUACACCAGAUGAGUUUUCCUCAGAAGAUGAGGACAAGCUAAACUUUGAGAAAGCUCACAAGGAACUUGAAACAAUUGUUCUAAAAGCCAUGCAUCUUGUAGGCCAAAAAACAAUUUCUGAAGAACCACGUUCAAAAUAUGAAGAGGCUUUUAGCAUCUUGGAUACUAACAUUCUUAGCAAGUUUUUGAAAGCAGCAGAACAGCUGAAAAGCAUUUUAUCAGCUCAUGAAAAGGCACUUGUGGAGGAAAGGAGCAAAGAUGUUUGUGAGAGAUGGGAGGCUGCUCGCUGUGAAAUCAUGUCUUAUAUUCACCUGAAAUUGAAAAUUGAAAGAGAGAAGUUCAAUAAGACUUUUUCAAAUCUCAAUAAGCAGAUUAAGAAAGAGAAGAAACUGCUCAAUUCUGGGAAAACCAAAGGACUUAUUGAGGAGCAUGAGGCCUUCUUUUCUCAGCAAGGUAGCCUGGGUGAGCUUAACACUUGCUUGCAAGCUUUGAAAACAAUGAGUGAUAAAAUAACCAAAGUGGAAAAGGAGUCCAAAAUAAAGCUGCCAAUUGCAGAAUAUGAGCAAAAGGAAAAAGAACUUCAAAAAUGCGCAGCAACUAUUUACAAUGAGUUGGUAUCUAGGACUGGCGAUGACCAUUCACCUGAGAAAGGAGAGUUUACAUCUGCUUCAGUCAAUGAAGAGAAGGUAUCAUCUCAGAAUCCUGAAGCUGAAAAGGAUUCAGAAGAUGUUUCUUGUAUAAAAUUGGAAUCAGAAAAGGAAUUGCAAAAUGGCAGACACCACACAGAAAAGUUGGAAAGUGAUGGAGACCUGGCCUUAAAAAAAUUAAAAGAAAGCUAUGACGCAGCAAGGCAUAAUCUGAAGCUUCACCUAAAGAGCAUCAGGGAGACUAUAACUCCGUCUUUAACUGAUGAUGUGAGAAACAUUUCUUCCCUUAAGAACAAAUUGCAAACACUGGAAGCUUUAGAAAGCAAAGGUAAUUCUUCCUGGAAACUCUUUGAUUCUGUGGCUUCACAGUUAGUAAAGUUCUCAAGUGAGAUGGACUUGGAAGAUUUGCACAAAGAAUGGGAUGAGCUCCAGUUUGCUUUAGAUAAAAGGAUGGAAUCUUUAAAGGCUGCUUUGGCCCUUGUUAUGCCAAUAGAAAAUGAGUGGGUCUUACUCUGCAGAUCAGAAGAACAGCUUUGCAAAAGAGACAUUCCACGUUUUGUGAUGAGUAAAACUGAUCUUCUGUACAAGAAAGUGAAGAAAAUUCAGGCAUCUAUAUCAAAUUGCAUUGAACAAUGCAACAGCCAAGAACUAAAGAGCCCUGCAGGAUGGACAAUUGACCAAAGAGAUAGGCAGGCCAUUGGUUUAAUGAUCAGCGAGUAUAAAAUACAGUUAGAAGAACUGAGUCAAAAGAUACAAGCCAUUGAAACAGUCUUGCAAGAUUUUGAAAGUUUUCUGGCUUCCCUGAGACGUAUUCAAUGUUCUAUGGAUGCCUCUACAUCGCUCAGCUGGUCUCCACAGUCGAUGGAGGAGGUUUCACACCUGGAGAAAGAGGCCAAGUCUCUAGAUGAGAAAUUGAAGCAACUUCAUAUCUAUUUGGUAGAGGCUGAAAGUGAUAAAAAGAUAGGCUGUGAAGAGUUCGUAGCAGCUUUACUUGUAAAAGAAUUCCCCUCUAUUAGUUCUGAAGCAACUCAGAGUCAAAAAACUGAAGAAUUUUCCUUAAGGAAUAAUGAGCUAUUUAAAAAUCUUCAAGAUAUAUAUGAUUCAAUCAGUGUGAUAGGCUUGAAGGACCCAACAAUUCCUGCUAUUUCACAAAGGUUGAAGUUGCUUGAUGAACUGUGGAAAAAGCUGGAUCGCUGUGCUCCAGAAAUGAAAGCCUUGAAUGAGAUUAGUCAAUUUUCCCAGUUGCCAAAAGCCCAGGAGAAUGAAGUCAGUCAGCAGUGGAAACUUACGCAGGACCUAUGGAAGAAGACUAAAGUUGCCAUUACGGAAAAGCGUGAGUACUGUAAAAGCACAAUGGAACUCUUGAAGCAAUAUCAAAGCUGCAAAACCUGUUUGACUAGCAUUAUUCUGAAGCAAGAAAAUGCCUUAUCACAGCAAGUUUCUUACAUGGGAAAAGAAAACCUGCAGAAGAUAAUUGCUAAGGUUAACAUGGCAAAGGAGGAAUUUAACAGUUACUCUGAAGAUGUUGAUAGAUUAAACCAAAUGUGCAAAAAUCUUCAGUCUCAAGUGAACAAAAUGAAGAGUUUUGAGGAGCCCCCAUUUGAGAAUGAGGCUAAUGCUAUUGUGGACCGAUGGCUGGAUAUCAAUGAGCGGACUGAAAGCUAUUGUGAAAACCUGGAAAGAGCUCUGGCUUUAUGGGACAAGCUUCUUGACUUAUCCAGUUUGAUUGACGAAUGGUCAGAUGCAGUGCAGAAGAACUUAGAAGAUGGGAAUGUGACUGAAAAGAAAUUGGAAGAAUUGGAGGCUGAUGUCCUGUUCCAAGAAAAAGAGUUAGAGAAAUUUGAUACACAGGUGGAUGAAAUUCAGGAUCUUCUUAACAGCAGUGAACCCCCACUUGAACUACAGGUUAUUAAAUCUUCUCUUUUGAACAAAAUGGAGCUAAUAAGAAAGUAUUUACCAAAUAAGUCAGAACCUACAGAACUCAAGGGCAGUACAACAGAGCUGAAAGGAGACCUUGAUCUUGCCAAGUCUCAAAUCGGAAUGACAGAAUCGCUUCUGGAAGCUUUAUCUCCCUCUGAUACCUUGGAGAUUUUUACAAAAUUGGAGGAAAUUCAUCAGAAGAUUCUUCAUCAAAAACAACAUGUGAAAUUGCUUCAGAAAGAGACAGGCUAUCUGAACCCUGAUGUUAUUGAGUUAAAGAAGCUGCUGACAAGUAUCACUGACUUAUUUAAUUCAAAAAAACAAAUAUUUCAGGAUCACUUUAUAACUCUCUUAAAUUACCAGUGUAAGCGUUUUGAUGAUUGGUUCAGCAAUGUACAAAUCUCUCUGGAAGAAUGUUUUGACUCCUCUGAAACAAAAGAGAUGGCAGAAAAGAAAAUUCAUCAACUAAUAAGUUUCCUAAAUUUUGAAGACAAAGGCAGUGAUAUUGAUGAGGUGAAGACUAUUGUGAACCAGGUAAAAAACUAUUUGCCCAAACCAAAUGUCCAUCAGUUGAAUAACUGGGUGAGGGACCAAGAAGUGGAAUUGCAAAGAAUAAUUUCCAAAUGUCAGGCACGAAAAAUGGAGCUUCACUACUUUCUUCAACAGUUUGCUAGGCUUGAAAAGGACUUUAAGAGUCUGCAGAAGUGGCUAAGGACGCAGGAAGAAAAAUGGAAACAAGUUCAAAAAGAAAAGACAGGACUUGAACAUUUUUAUCAAAUUCUACUCAAACAAAGGGAGUGGUUUGAUUCUUUUGAUUGCCGGGCAAAUUAUUUGAAAAACUCAGGAUUUUUCAAUGAUGAAGCAGUUCUAGAAUCUGCCCAGUUUGUCAGUAAAUACAAGAGGUUGGUUAAUCAUGUACAGAAAACCCUUGGAGUUUCUGAGAUGUAUUGUGUAGAAAGAAAGCAUUUUGAAGAACUUGUCAGGAACAUUUUUUGCUGGAUGGAAAUUCUAAAAAAACCUGUCUUGGAGAUGAGUGCUGAAGAAUCUGAGAUACCACUGGAAGAAAGGUUGUUCAAAAUCCAGGAGAUUGCUUUGUUGAAAGUGGAAGGCAAUGCUAAAUUGCAAACUAUCAUAACUGUUGGAGAACAUUUGAAGUGUGACGAUAAGAGCAAGAACCUAGCUAUUGAGCAGAUAGUUUCUGAUGUCCACAAGAAGUGGGACUCCACUAUUCAUUUGGUUAUUGGCUGUCUGAGGGACCAGGAACAACUCCAGCAUCAAAUGGAACACGUGAAGCAGACAGAAGAUGCCAUCAAUGCAUUGUUUUAUGAAGUAGAGAAGCAGAAGCAAGGAUUAAAUGUUGAUAUUCUUCCCAAUUCACAGCAAGUGCAAAGUCAGCUAAAUAAUUAUUCUGCACUUCUAAAAGAAAUUGAAGGCCUAACACUUCUCUUAAAUGAACUAACGAAGCAGCGCAAUUCUUUGGAGAUAUGCACUAAUAGCUUCAGUGCUGAAUCCUUGAUGGCUUUACAGCAUCUCUACAAAUGUCUUCUUUGCCGAUUACAGAAUACAACUAAGCUCUUGGAAGGCUCUGUUGAGGGACACCAGCAAUGUGAAGAGUUGAAAACACUUUUGAUAACUUCCCUAGAGGAAUUGUGGGAGCCUAUGGGUGCAGAGCAAAACCAGGUACAGUAUGCUAUUCUUUGUCAAGCUGAAGACAGACUACAGGAGGUUGUUGCUCUAAUGGACUCCAUCAGUUUGGAACAGACAUGUGUGAAAGAUGACAUAGAUGCACCCCAAAUUAAGCCGAAGCAUCUUAAAACUAAGUAUGGACUUGAGCAUGAGACUGAGGAUAUCCAUUGUGAUAUACUCAAAGAUAAAAAGGAGAUGGAUAAUGAAACAACAAACAGAGAGAAACUGGUAAUUUCUAGCAUCCCCUUUGCUCCCCAAGAGGAAAAUCCCCUCAGAGUGAAAAAUCAACUGGAUAGAGAAGCUCCAGAAUUAUUUCCAGAAUGGUUUACAAAUAAAGUACAGUUACCAAGCUCCUUAGCACUUGGAUAUGAGGAGAGAGCAGCUGCCAUUACUGGGCAGGAAUUGAAAGGCAAUUUAAUGGAAGCCCACAAUUUCCAAAGUUCAGCAAGCCAGUGUGUAAAGCAGCGGCGGAAAUCAGAGCAAAUACUGGCGGAUGAUUAUCCCAAUGAAUCUCCGCAACAGCAGCAAGGCUAUCAAAAGAAAUUGCAAGCAACAUGUGCCUGGUCAGAAAUGCCUCAAACCAUUUUGCCGUUAAUGAACGGAAAGCAGGGUUAUCUCGAAGACCAAGCAAUUGCUGAGUAUGCUAAGCUGGAACAAAAGAUCAACAAAGUGAAGAUUUGGACUGCAGAGUUAGAUAUUGUGUUAAUGAAAGAUCAACUGAGAGAAAUGGAGGAUUUGUGUCUGCAGCUAGAAAAGAAGAAAGCCCAAGCUUUGUCAGUGUGGCCAGAACACUCAACGGUGGCAGAAGAAAGUCAGCCAAACCACCAGGGCGCCCACAGUGUUACUUCUUCCAGUUGGGACAGACUCCUGCAAGAAUUAAUGGCUGCUAAAGAAGCCAAGCAGAAUCAGUUUAAUUUAGUCAAUCGCUACCAUGAAUGUCUUGCUACUGUUCAGUCUUCAAUGAAACAUUUAUUAGCAGAAAAAGAAAAGAUAUAUACAAGGGGGCCCGUGGAAGACACAGUUCUUCUAGAGAAUUUGAACAAAUUGUUGGCGUCUCUACAAAAAGAAAAUAGUCUUUUAGACAAGCUGAAAACUGAACAAGAAAAUCUUUCUAGACAUUUGUCUACUCUGGACAGAGAAUUAGUACAAAGCCAGGUGGAUCAAGCAGAGCAGUGGUGGAAACAAAUGGGGGACUGUCUUCAAAAGAAGCAGUUCUGUGUUGCAGCAGAAAUGGAUGAGUUUAAGCUUUUCAUGGACAAAGCAGAGGAGCUCCAAAGAUGUUUGCAACAGCAACAUGAUUUGCAAACAGGCCUGAGUGCUCCUGGUACAGAAGAGCAUCCAUGCCCUAUAUCGAUUCCUUUAGAAUUGCACAUUCUUAAGCGAAACAUUUCUUUAUUAAAAAGAAAUGCAGAAGUACAGAUGAAAAGAAUGUGGAGCAAUCCAGGAAAAACAGCCUUAGACAACACAAUAAAUGAUCUUCAGAGCCAGGUAGAAGAAUUGGAGCAAAUAACCCCUAAAGAGAAUGUCCAAAUAACUGAUAGUCAUCCCCAGAUAUAUGAAAUAAGGAAAGAGAUAGAAGAUGCCAUUUUGGGGAAUAAAAUUUUAAUGCACCAUCUUGAUGAGAGGGCAGCACUCUUUCCAGAUGAUCUCCUCUCACAAAUUAAAUGUUGUAAGGCUGUAAUCAGUGAUGCUAAAGAAAAAGAGCCAACUUUUAUAAGGCUAGCAGAUGAAGCCCAGCAUGUUGCUUCUCACAUGCCAUCAAAGGAGAAUUCUGCACUUAGCAUCCUUUCACAUGAGUUGCAAACUGGUUACCAAUUCCUUAUUUUGAAAUCAUCUCAGAAGUUACAACAGCUGGAAUUUCAGCUUGGAAAAAGGGAAAAACUUUUUGCAAAUAUAGAGAAAUUUGAAGCACAACUUCAGAAGAUCGUGGCAGCAUCUAGCUUAGAUAUUGAUAAAACAAAUAUAAAGUCUGAAUUUGACCACAUGCAGAAUCUUUUAGAAAAGAUUCCCAAGAAGGUCCAGGAGAUGGAAGCCCUUGUAGAUGCAAACUGCAAAGAUUCAUCUGAAGGAUUAAAUACUUUUGAGCAACUGUUUUUAAAUGAUUGUUUGAAAAGUCUGAGAAGUAGAGCAAAGAGGGCCCAUAGGGUAAUUCAAAUUAAGGGUCGUUUAGCACAACACAAAAUGGGUGCCUAUCAAAAAUUCUCAGAAGAGAUAAGGGCCUUACAGCAGGAUCUAAGCAAUUUUCAUUUUGAUGAGCUGGAACUAAGUCCAGAUGAGUUACUUUCUAAGAAUCAAGCCAUAAAAGAUAAACUGAAUAUGUUUAAAGAGAGAACUUUAGCCAUCCAGUCACGUUUAUCAUACCUGGACCAAUACCAGGAGUUUUGGAAAUGGCUGGAUCCGAAAUGGGAUACAUCACCACUUGUUGAGCUGAAAAAUCAGUUCUGCAAAGCAAAGGAUAACCUUGACAAGAGAGCUAAAUAUCUGAAGAAUUUAUUUGCAGAACAUGACAGGCAUCAGAUAGUCCUAAGUGAGAUUGAAGCUAUAGUAUCUAGUAUUCAGAAAGAAUGUGGUGAUUUAAAAGAUCUUACCAGUUCUACUCCUGAAGCCAAUCUGAUAUUGGGGAAAAAAUUGAUGUGGCGAGUUGAACAUGCCAAAUAUAUAACUCAAGAAGCAUUCAAGCUAUUCAAGAAAAAUAAGUCAUUUAGUGUCUCUCUCAAAAAGGCCAACAUGCAGCAAAUAAAGUCCUUAGAUGCAAAAAUAGAUGGGCUGGAACAAAUUACCUGUUCUGUGAUAGUAGCUAAUCAAGAAAUAUGCAAGUACAAACAAGGUUUCCAGAGUAAGCUGGGCCACAGUUUAAGGACUUUAAAGCAAAUUCAAUCUGAGUUCCAGCAGCCUGUCCUACUUGACUUGAAAAUUCAAAUGAUUCCCUAUGAAAUGAUGUAUUGCAAAGUGCUUAAAGGUGCUAUAGAGGCAGAAAUUCAUUCUGCUGAAGAUAUAAUAACUAAAGAGAAAUCAUCUACAAAACAAAUAUGCCUCCAUUCUGAGAGUUUAGAUAAAGAAAUAGAGGAAUUCCAAAAUCUGAAAAUACAACUGAAAGCAGACUUUGCUAAAUACACAGAAGCUUUAGAUGAAGCUUUUAAAAUGGUGAAGCUUUACAACAAAGCUGUCGAAAAAUCUGCAGAUCUCCUCAGUCAGUGUGAAGCCUUUCUUUCCAUCCCAUUGCUUGAUUUACCUAAAUUAGAAGAAUCUCAUCUUGACUUUGCCAAGAAACAAGAAGAAUCCGAGUCUGCAAAGGCUGAAGUGGAGGCAUUAACCUCUACUCUGAAAAAGUCAAUUAAAUCAAAAGCCAAACUGCAGAUGGAGAAAACGCUUGAUGAUCUAACUGCUAAGAAUUUGACUAUAAAAGAGCAGAGCCAAAAGAGAAAUUCUUACAUACAGAGGUAUAUGGAAAAAUAUCACAGUUUCAAAAACUCCAAAGAGAGGAUAUGUGAUGAGCUUAACAAUGCAGAAAAAGUGCUUUGGAAGUAUUUGUACUAUAUUCCAGUAUCUUACAAAGAUUCUUUAGAACAUUCAGAACAAAGCAAGAUGCUAUUGUCCCAAUUACUUUCAACCAAAGAGGAGCUAAUGAGGUUGAGACGAGACUCACAGGCUCUAAGCUUGAUGUGCAAAGAAAACGAUGGAGGGUUGAUUGUACCCAUUGUAUCAAUGCUGUGGCUGAAAUGGCUCUGUUUGUUCAAUAUCACAAAAGAAUGGGAAGGCAAAUGUGAAGAACAGAACCAAGAAUGGAAAUCUGUCAGUGAAGAACUGGAACGAGAAACAAUUAUUCUAGACAGUCUUCAAGAAGAGCUGCCUGAGAGCGUCCAAGACAAACAGCAAGCAACCAAAGAAGAACUGGAAGAAUUUCUGGAAUCCGCAAGCAAUUAUAUAGAAAAUUUGGAUACUGAGAAAUUAUUGCUACGCUUAAUACUUUGCCGAUUAAGGUACAUUUUGAGUGUCCCUGGGAGUUCGUCUGGAAAGGAAAGCCUUCCUAUUAUCUGUGAAAUUCAAAACAUGCAGCAACGAACAGAAGAGCUCUGUCAAAAGGCUCAAACAGAAAAAGAGGCCACGCAAUUCGAGAUGGCAUACCGGACUGAGUGCAGUGAAGAACUGAAAGCUAUGAAGACUUCAUUACAGGGCAUCAUAUCCCAACUCUGUGGCAUAGAUUUGGAAACCCCUACUGAAAAGGCAUUGAAACUUGAGGAGAUUCAGAGAGUAGUUGAUAGCAAGAAGCAGAUCAUGGACAACCUACAAACCAAGUUCACUGAACUAUAUAGAACAGUCCCAGUUGGUAUUGAAGGGCAUUUGGAAGACUGCAAGGAAAUGUUACGUGACCUGGAAGAAAAGGUCAGCACAGAAUUUCUGAAAAAUUCUCCUCACUACAAUACAGAGAAAAAAAUAGAAGACAUUAACAAAGGUUUGCAAGCCAUUGAAAAUAUGUUACAUCAAAAGAGUGAGAACAUUGCAAAAGCAAAAGAAGUUCAGAAGAGAAUCUGGGAUUUGAUAGAUCUUUGGCAUUAUAAAAUGAAUGAACUGGAUUCAGAGGUUCAAGAUAUAGUGGAGCAAAAUCCCCACCAGGCUCAAGAAUUGCUAGAUCGAUUGAUGAUACCCCUGCAACGAUAUCAACACGUUUCACAGCAUGCUGAGCGUAGAACUACAAACUUGAACAGGGCUGCUAGCAAGUUGGAAGAAUGUGAUGAGCUCCUGAAAAGCAUUAAGGUUUGGCUUGAAAACACCAGCCGCCUCUUAACAGAGGAAGUGAAAAGUGAUUCUGCAAAAGCUUUGAAUAAACAUGCCAGUGCGCUUGAGAUGGCAUUAGAAGAUUCACAACAAAAGCAAAGUAUUCUUAGUGCCAUUUCCCCAGAACUGAAAGAAUUGUCCCCUUUAAUUGAAACUGACAAUAUGGUGCAGGAAUUGACAGAAGUAAAUGAGCAAGUUAAAGCCUUACAGCAAAAGAUAAUGGAAAUUCUUCCAUGUAUCCAGCAUUUGGCUGAUGAUGUUGAAGCUAUUGAAUCUGAAGUGAAAACAAUGGAGAAGGACAUAGAAAAAAUAAAGACAAUAUUGUCCCCCUCUGAAGACACACUUGAUCUUUCUCCUAAGGAGCAUCUUAAACAUUGUAAGGUUAUAUUGACCCACAUCUGCCCCAUGAAGAAGGCUGUGGUUGAAAUGCAAUCCUAUAAAGCAAAAUUGAGAUUGACUGACAUGAGAAUGCAACCUCUUUCAGUAUUCCAAAGAACUAAACAGCUUUUGAAAGAGCUGAAGGUUCUAGAAAGACUCACAGAGAAACAGAACACUCUACUUGAGCCAAUUGUAAAAGAAAUAGAAGAAUUCGAGCAACGAAUUGACUUCCUAAAGCAAAGCCAAUUCCCAAAGAGUAAUUUAGAUGAAUUGCCCUCAGAAAAUCUGUGGCCGGUUCAAGACCACACCUUCCUCAAGGUGUUAGAAAAUCAGCUUGCUGUGAAGUCUAAGGAAGUGGAUCAACUGAAAAACAAUCUUGCAGCUUUAAAGGAUUGUGCUGAUGCUGCCAAGAAAAUAGGGUUCACAAUCACCAAUUUGGCUGAAAUGAGAACUAGCAUUAUCAAUCAGGUUGCACAGCUUAAGUCAUCUACCGAGUCUGCUUUAGAGUGCUGGAAGACUUAUGAUGAAGUUUGGGAUGAAAUCAGGCUGAUGCUUGCAAAUGCUGCAUAUUGCCUGGAGCAUAGCAAGAAUCCUUUCAUUACAAUGAAGUCACUGAAAAAGCAAGUGGAAGAUCUCCAGUCCCUUCAAGAUAAAGCUGAGAGAAACAAAGAAAUCUGGGCUAGGCUCCAGACUGCUGCUGAUAACUUGAAGAAAGUGUGUGAUCCCUCAUUCUCAGAGAUUAUUGAACAAAAACACGAAGAGGCACGCACAAGGUGGAUAUUGACAAACCAAAAUAUUGAAGAAACACUACAAAAAGCUCGUGCACAUUUGAACUUGUGGGGAUUCUAUACAGAGCUUUCAGCAAAACUAGACAAAUGUGAAGAACAGUAUGAUUCCCAGUUGAUGCCUGAUACAGUCUCAAGCUGCACAAUGGAUAUUCUUAAGGAGAAGGCAGAGAAUAUAAAAAGACUGCAACUUGGCCUUCAAGACAUCAAAGAAUAUUAUCUUCAGGCUUCCAAAUCAGGCGAUAGUAUAACUCUGUUAGCUGAACCAGAAACACAGAACCUUCUUCAGGAGAAAUUCCAGCCACUUCAAAGGAUCUCCUAUCUGGAAAAGAUGCUACAGAUGAAAGCAGAUGUUUAUCAAUAUGGUCUUUUACAAAUGGAGAAUUUUGGGAAUUCCUUGGAAAAACUGGAAAAUCAUGUUAAAAAUUCCACAGAAAUACUGGACAAUUCAUGUGAAAACAAUAAAAAUUUGGAGCUACUCAUGAGCCAGUUAUUGAGUCUUACAUCUUUGUCUCCUGAAAUGGAGAGAUUGAAUGAAGUCAGCUUUAGAUUGCCACUCUGUGACUUCACUGUAAAGAGAUUACAAAACCUUAAUCGGCAGUGGACUCAGAAAACGGCUCUAGUUCUGGAGCAGUGCAGUGAACUGCAGAAGGAUCAAUCAGAUGACAAGAAUUUUCUUCAGCAAUGUCAGAAUUGGGUGCAGUUUCUAGAGAGAAUGAAGGAGAGUCUGAAAGAGAACAUGCCAGCUACACUUGAGAAGCUGCAAGAACAGCAGAAAGAAUAUGAGAUAUUACAAACAGAGAUUUCCAUUAACCAGCAAAUUUUCAGUUGCCUUGUGUCAAAAGCUCUGAAUAUGUUGGACUCAGAAGAAGCAGAAAACAGAACUGAGUUUAUCUCCAGGCUCACUCUGCUGAAGGAGCAGUGGCAGAGUGCAAUGCGGAUGGCCCAUCGGAAGAAGAUUGACAUUGACAGCCUUGUAAAGCAGUGGCAAAAAUUCACAACCUUACUGCAAGAUCUCACAAAAUUCCUCAUGGACACAAGCAGCUACAUAGCUGCUGUGAAGAGCCAGGAGAAAUAUCGCUUGGAUCAAAUUAGGAACCUGAAUCACAAAUUCAAGAAUAAGAAAAUACUUCAAAAGAGGUGGCAAACCAGAUAUUCUUUAAUCUUGGAAACUGGGGAAAAGUUACUUGGCAUGGUAGCCCCUGAAGCAAAGGCUGCCAUGCAGCUGGAGAUGAACAAGUUGCGAGUUAAUUGGGACAACACACAAUUUCAGCUGGAGAAGAUUACCAGGCAAUUUCAGGACACCAUACAGACCUGGGAGAACUGUGAAAGCCAAGUGAAGGAUCUGGGUCAUGUUUUGCUGGAGCUCAAAGGAAGCAUAAACAAACCUCUUCCUAUAGAACAUGAUGCAUUGCCAGCAACCUUGGAACAAGUAAAGGUGCUGGAGAAAGCACUCACCAACUGGAGCCAAAAUGCAAAAGAACUUGAUGCACAAAAGGUGAAACUGGCUCAAUUUAUCCUCCCAGAAGAUGUGAUGGUGUUGAGAGAACAAACUGAACUUUUACACAGCCAGUGGGAAGAACUCUGCCUCAGAGUUUCUCUGCACAAGCAAGAUAUCGAGGAACAACUCAAUGCCUGGAUUGUGUUCAAUGAAAAAAAUAAGGAGCUGUGUACUUGGCUGAUGCAGAUGGAAGAAAAAGUCCCUCAGUCAGCAGAUAUCAGUAUUGAAGACAUGAUAGACAAGCUGCAAAAGGAUUACAUGGAGGAAAUCAAUCUAUUUAAUGAAAGUCAACUAGUUCACUUCAAGCAAAUGGGCAAUCAGCUGAUCAAGUCUAGCAACCAAAGUAGAGGGGCUGAAAUUGAAGAGAAACUCAACAAAAUUAAUGACCGCUGGCAACACCUCUUUGAUAUCAUCGGAGGACGAGUGAAGAAGUUGAAAGAUACCUUUGCUUUCAUACAACAGCUGGACAAAAAUAUGAGUCAUCUUCACACAUGGUUGGCACGCAUUGAAUCUGAGCUUUCUAAACCUAUUGUUUAUGACAUCUGUGAUGAUCAAGAAAUACAGAGGAGACUCGCAGAGCAGCAGGACCUGCAAAGGGACAUUGAACAGCACACAGCAGGUGUGGAAUCAGUCUUCAAUAUAUGUGAGAUCUUGCUGCAUGAUUCUGAUGCCUGUGCCAAUGAGACUGAAUGUGAUUCAAUCCAGCAGACAACAAGGAGCUUAGAAAGGCGGUGGAGAAACAUCUGUGCCAUGUCUAUAGAGAGGCGGAUGAAGAUUGAGGCAACUUGGCGACUAUGGCAAAAGUUUUUGGAAGAUUACUCUCGUUUUGAAGUUUGGUUGAAAACAGCAGAGAAAACCGCAGCUUAUCCCAACUCUUCAGAGAUUUUGUAUGUAACAGCCAAGGAAGAGUUAAAGAAAUUUGAAGCAUUUCAGCGGCAAAUUCAUGAACGACUAACCCAGCUGGAAUUAAUCAAUAAGCAAUAUCGGCGGUUGGCCCGUGAGAAUCGCACUGAUUCAGCUAACAAGCUCAAGCAGAUGGUUUAUGAGGGUAAUCACCGAUGGGACAAUCUUCAGAAACGUGUCACAGCAAUUCUCAGGAGACUUAAGCACUUUACCAGUCAGUGGGAAGAAUUUAUGGGAACAAAGGACAACAUCAUCCUGGUGUGGUUAACAGAAAUGGAUCUGCAGCUGACAAAUGUGGAACAUUUCUCAAAGAGUGAUUUUGAUGACAAAAUGCGGCAGCUUAAUGGUUUCCAGAGGGAAAUAAUGCUAAACACCAGUAAGAUUGAUCAGCUGAUUGCUUCUGGGUUGUAUCUGAUUCAAAAAAGUGAACCAGAGGAUGCCAUUAUACUCGAAGAAGAACUAGAAGAAUUUUAUAGUUACUGCCAGGAAGUGUUUGGCCGAGUAGCCCGAUUCCACCAAAGACUGAUAUCCUGGCAUCCAGGACUGGAAGAUGAAAAAGAGUCUUCAGAAAAUGAAGCUGAUUCAGACCAUGCAAGGGGGAUGGAAGUUGAUCCUUGGCCAAAGAAGAUAGUUCCAGAGGGGCCACCAUCGCAGCAGUCUCUCUGCCACCUCAUACCUACUGCAGGGGGUCCUGAGAGGUCUGGCUGUGAGACCCCUGUCAGCGUUGAUUCCAUUCCACUGGAGUGGGACCACACCGGAGAUGUGGGAGGGUCUUCCUCCCCUGAGGAUGAGGAAGAGGAUUCAUUCUUCAGCGCACUCUCAGAUGUAGAAAUCACUGAACAUCCUGAGGCAUAUCUUAAAAUGACCACAAAAGCUUUGAAAGCAGCUUCUGGGAAAUCUGCUGAAACUCACAUAUGGCAUCCUUCAGAACACCCAGUUUGUCGAAAGCAUUCGUACAACCAGGAAGAGAUGGUUAGAAGUGUCUUAUCAAACAAUGAGGAUUCCAGCACAUCCUACAAACCAGGCAAUGUGAUACCACUGAGCACUAGGAGUGUGGAUGACAUAAAAGACAUUUCUAGGAUCUUGCCUAGUAAAGAUUCUCAAAAUAGCCAGAACUUCAUUAGUGUCUCAGGCAUAGAGAAACAGCCAGGAACUAUUGAAAGAUGGGAACUCCUUCAAGUUCAAGACCUAAGCAACAAGCUGAGAAUGAAGCAAACGUGGCAGCAGUGGCAACAGCUGAAUGCUGACCUUACCAACAUUGAUAUUUGGCUUGAUAAAAUGGAAGAGGAAAUGGAGGGGUUGCAGGAGGAAGAACCACAACCAGUGAACAGUAUUCAGGCCAUAGACCAGAGAGUCAAGAAACUGAAGGAUAUGCUUAAAGCCUAUAAUAACUACAAGGCCCUUGUACUGUCAGUUAACCUGACAAGCAAAGAUUUCAAGCAAACAGAUAGCACUGGAUACAAGGAGCUUCAGAACAGACUUCGACGGGUAAAUUUACGAUGGGAAAAGGCGAAUAUUUUACUGGAAAACUGGAAGAAGAAUUUACAGAAAGCUCUGAUUCAUUGCCAGGAUUUUCAUGAACAGAAUCAGAAACUGCUGCUGUGGCUGGCUGCUGCAGAGACACGGAGACACCAAGCACAAGUUAAGGAGCCAAAUGCUGAUCCUCACAGAAUACAGGAAAGUCGAAAGGAAUUAAUGCAACUGGAAAAAGAGCUUCUGGAACGGCAGCUCCAAGUAAAUAAUCUACAGGAAAUUGCUGAAUACUUGCUUGUCAAACCUGACGGAGAAAAAUAUAUUGAAGCUAAUGAGAAGGUCCAUGUUAUUGGGAAGAAGCUUAAACAGCUUCUUGAAGGAGUUUCAUGUGACUUAAAGGCCUCACAAGGAAGACAGGAUGUAAGUACAUUUCAGGUGAAUGGGGAAGAAUUGGAUUCUGGAAGCUAUCAUCAAUUAUCAGAGAAAUCUCCCAUUUCUAAAAAUAAGGUUGAUGAAAAGAAGAUCCUGCAGAGUAAUACCAGCAGCAAUGUUAGGAUGGGGGAGAAGGAAGAGACCAAUUCGUUUGCACCCAAGAAGCAUGCUUUCUUCUGUCGUGUCCUUCGAGCAGCAUUACCUUUACAAUUGUUCCUCCUUCUCUUGUUGUUUUUGGCCUCCUUGAUCCCCGUCUCAGAAGAAGACUACAGCUGUACUCAAACCAACAACUUUGCUCGUUCUUUCUACCCAAUGCUACGAUAUAUUAAUGGACCUCCACCAAUUUAAAGACAUUCAAUUUUUUAGUUAAUAUUUUCUAUGGAGUCCUCUUUUUAUGCUGCUAGAGUUUGUCCAGAAUUUCAGUUCCUUAGUAACUUCAACCAGGGCUUAGGAGGCACUGAUGAGUAACAUUGACAAUAUUAUGUGGAGAUCUCUAUUGCACUCAACAGGAACCAAACUAG